Molecule: messenger RNA, 2040 nt
Organism: Melospiza georgiana
Lineage: Eukaryota; Metazoa; Chordata; Aves; Passeriformes; Passerellidae
Product: SITS-binding protein-like
Exons: 10
Coding region: 1-2040 (679 amino acids)
Source: RefSeq, a predicted model, not a curated record
AUGCCCGUCUCCCGCCACACCGGCCAAAUCCCGGAGUCCACCUGGACCUUGACCUUCAGGGAGAUGACGGAGCCCUGGAAAGGCGCCGUGGGCUGCCUCGGCGUGGCCGUGUUCUUCGCCAUGACCAUCGGCAUCAUCUCGUGGCAGGCCGUGGAGCAGCCGCCGGAGGAGUGGGUGCUGCGGGGCCGGGACGCGGGGAUGCUGUGGGAGCGCGGCCGCGGGGCGCUGCUGCUGCGGGCGCUGCCGGCCGGCCGGCCCGUGCUGGCCAUCGCCGUGGGCAGCGUGCCGGCCACCGAGCCCCCGCCGCCCCGGGACCGCUGCUGGCACGACGGCCGCCAGUUCUGCUACUCCUGGGAGGAGGACGCCGAGCUCCGGCUGGCCCUGGAGCCGCCGGCAGCCCCCGGAACAGAGUGCUACAGCGUCCGCUGGACCCCGCUGCGCCCCGACGUGACCCUGAAGGACUGUUUUUCCAUGGCCAAUGUCUCCUGGUAUGGAGGGCCGAGCAUCCGUGCCCAGCGCUGGCCCCUCAAUGGCGCCGAGAGCCCCGCUCAGCCCUUGGUGAGCGGCGACCUCAGCGCAAACCCCAAAGGCUUCGGGCCCCUCCUGGAGAGGUACUUCCUGGGAUCCACAGGAGUGACGGUGACAGUGGCUCCCGACGUGUCCCUCUUCCUGUCUCUGGACAGCCACCAGCAAUUCUGCCUGGAGACGCCGGCGGGGCGAGCAGAGCCCCUGCACUACCAGCUCUGUGUCAGCGCCGACGUGGCGGCUGCCUGCCGGCACACGGCCAGCGCUCCGGCUCGGACACUGCCGGACACCGCGCUCCUGGGGUCUCCCAUCUGGCGCUACCACGGCCCGGAGGGUUCUGCCGCCAAAAUCAAGCGAGGCCUGAGGUCACUGGUGAGGAGGCUGAAGCGGCAUCGCCUUCAGGAGGGCGUCGUGGCCCUGGGGGAGCGCGGCACCGCCGUCCUCGCCGCUGUGGACCUGGUGCCCUCGGGGCGCAGGAAGAGGCAGGCCCCGGCGCUGGUGGAACCUCUGGAGCUCUCCAUCACGCUGUCCCCGUACGCUGGUGUCGCCUCCCCGCUCUUCCAGCGCUCCCUGCGUGGCGGUGAGGCUGCGGGAUACUGGCUCAGCCGCCAGCCCCGACCCGGGGCCAGCUCGAUCCCACUGCUGACCACCUGGAAGGGGCAGCUCUGCGCCCGCCUGAAUGUCACCAGCGAGGCAGCGCUGGGCUGGUACCUGGCUCGUGCCCGGCGCCUGCGGCAGGCGCUGGGGGCCACCUACAUGGCCUUCGAGGGAGUGGAGGGCAAUUCCUUCCUGGAGCAGGAUGUCCCUGCUCCUGCCGAGCUGGAGGGUGACAGAUACACCGAGGUGCUGGCGGCGGCGCUGGCGACGCUGGGCAAUGGCACCAUCGUCAGCGCCGGGAGCAGAUCCAGUCACCUCCCACUGUUUGUCCAGAUGAGCCCCCUGCGCUCUGACUGGAGCCACGCCGGGCUGAAGGGGCUCAUCCCCUCUGUGCUGCACUACAGCCUGCUGGGCUACAACUUCUUCAUCCCUGAUGCAGUAGGAGGGAGCGAGGCUGGAGCCACCUCGGAGGACCCGGAGCUGUUUGUGAGGUGGCUGCAGAUUGUGACAUUCCUGCCCGUGAUGGCCUUUGGGACCCCACCCUGGCUCUGCUGUGACACCUGGGUCCUGAAUCUGACCCGCCAGUGCAUCCAGAGGCACCGGGACUUUGUUGUGCCCCUGCUCCUAAAAUACAGUGAGGAGUGGCAGAGUUUGGGGUACCCCAUCUUCCGUCCUGCCUGGUGGCUCAGCCCCACGGAUCCCGUUGCAUUCACCAUAGAGGAUGAGUUCCUCAUUGGAGAUGAGGUCCUGGUGGCUCCAAUAACAGAAAAGGGACAAACAUGGAGGGACAUCUACCUGCCAGGAGAGGGGCACCUGUGGCUGGACACCAACACUGCCCGAGUGUUUGAUGGCGGCACCACGCUCAGGAAUUACUCUGCCAGCCUGGCCGAGGUGCCAGUGUUUGUAAAGACCUCCUGA